UUUUCCCGCUCGCACACAUUUGGCGCUGCACGUGUAGCAUUUGUUUUGCAUUCUCGCUGCGCGUUUCGAGCUAUUUUAUUUUGUUAAAACGUGAUUUAAACGACGAUUUAACAUAAUGAAGUGGACUACAGCAAACAUAAAGCAUGCCAACUAUACAACCAAGCAUGAAUUGUUUGUGGGCACACACACUGGCUCUUUUAAACACUUGUUGCCUGCUGCUGACAAGAAUCCGUAUGCACAGUCCAAUUUAAGCGAUUUGACGACCUUGGACAAGGAAUCGCGUGUCACUUCACUUGCGUUUGGCAACGAGGCACAAACGGAAAUUCUUCUCGGUCGCGCCAAGAACUCCGCCGAGCUGCAUUCACUUGGCAGAAGCGGUGGCAUAACAACGCGGUCAAUUAACUUUACUGCUGCUCCUAUUGUGGGUUUAGCACGCUAUAACAACAAUUUAAUUGCUGGCAUUGCAAAUGGACAAAUUCAAAGCGUAUCGCUCGAGGCUGAGCAGGAGGCCGAGGACGAAGAGUCGGCUAAGCCUGCUAUUAUCAAUUCGGGUGAUCACAUGGAUCACUUGCGACAAUGUCAAGCAGCACCUCACAUUGUGGCUACUGGCGGCAAGGCUAGACAGAACAAUCUUAAAGUUUACGAUCUAAGCGCGGAUGGAAAGCAAAUAUUCACCUCCAAGAAUUUGCCCAACGAUUAUUUGCAGUUGGAGGUGCCCGUGUGGGACAGUGACAUCGGCUUCGUUGAUGGGCCCAAUGUGUUGGCCACCUGCUCUAGACAUGGGUAUGUUCGACUUUACGACACACGCAAACAGCGUCGUCCAGUGACGCACUUUUCCAGCGAAGAGCAUGGCAUGAGCUUUGCGGCACUGGUAGCCCAUGGAAACUACAUUUAUACCGGCACAACAAUGGGAGCUCUCAAGGCCUUUGACACGCGACGAAUGAAGACCCAUGUGCACACCUAUAAAGGAUUCACGGGCGGCAUUAGCGACCUGCAUCUAGAUGAGACCGGCAGAUACCUAAGUUCCGCAUCAUUGGAUCGCUAUGUCCGUGUGCACGAGGCGGAUUCUACAGUUUUGCUCUAUCAGUGCUAUGUAAAGUCAAAGGCAACCAAAGUGCUUAUCAGAGAGUUGUCAGCAGAGCAGCAACAGCCGCGACAGCAAACAAACGAUGAAGCCGAAGAGGAAGAUGAAGAAAUCAAUUCGCAAAAGCAGAACAAAAAACAAAAGAAAGCCUCAAGCCACUCCCCUGGAUGCGGAGUAUGAAGAUAUGUUUGAUCAGAUGCCCACUGUGGGGGAUAGCGAUGGCGAGGAGGCAGCAGAGGGACAAGCAACGGCACCGGCUAAGCGGAAGGCACCAAAACAAACGCUAAAAACAAAAAAGAAAAAACAAUAAACAUGUUUUUAGUU
Drosophila sulfurigaster albostrigata is the source of this 1408-nucleotide messenger RNA. RefSeq names its product WD repeat-containing protein 74. The transcript has 4 exons. Gene Ontology annotation, molecular function: protein binding. The record is from RefSeq and is a predicted model, not a curated record. NCBI's taxonomy places the organism in Eukaryota, Metazoa, Arthropoda, Insecta, Diptera, Drosophilidae. Bases 116 to 1264 code for a protein of 382 amino acids. Gene Ontology annotation, cellular component: nucleolus; preribosome, large subunit precursor. Gene Ontology annotation, biological process: ribosomal large subunit biogenesis.